Molecule: messenger RNA, 2894 nt
Organism: Morone saxatilis (striped sea-bass)
Lineage: Eukaryota; Metazoa; Chordata; Actinopteri; Moronidae
Gene: setd3
Product: SET domain containing 3, actin histidine methyltransferase
Exons: 10
Coding region: 2-1519 (505 amino acids)
Biological process (GO): peptidyl-lysine trimethylation; positive regulation of transcription by RNA polymerase II; actin modification
Molecular function (GO): histone H3K36 methyltransferase activity; histone H3K4 methyltransferase activity; transcription coactivator activity
Source: RefSeq, a predicted model, not a curated record
UAUGCGCGCCUGCGGGCACAGAGACAUCAAGGCAGAUGAACUAUUCCUGUGGAUUCCCAGGAAGAUGCUAAUGACGGUGGAGUCGGCCCAGAACUCUAUACUGGGUCCGCUAUACAGCCAGGACAGGAUCUUACAGGCCAUGGGCAACGUGACGCUGGCCUUCCACCUGCUGUGUGAGCGGUCCAACCCUGCUUCAUUCUGGCUGCCGUACAUCCGCAGUCUUCCUCAGGAGUACGACACACCGCUGUACUACCAGCAGGAUGAGGUGCAGCUGCUGCUGGGCACACAAGCAGUGCUGGAUAUCCUGAGCCAGUAUAAAAACACUGCACGCCAGUACGCUUACUUCUACAAACUGGUGCAGACCCCAGCCCUAAAUACUUUACCUUGCAAAUAUUCCUUCCAUUUCGAAGAUUGGUUGAUUGUAUGUGACAGGUGGGCCGUGUCCUCUGUCAUGACUCGCCAGAACCAGAUCCCUACUGAGGACGGCAGCCGGGUCACUCUGGCUCUCAUCCCCCUCUGGGACAUGUGUAACCACACAAAUGGACUGAUCACCACCGGCUACAACCUGGAAGAUGAUCGCUGUGAAUGUGUGGCACUGCAGGACUACAAGGAGAACGAACAGAUCUACAUCUUCUAUGGCACAAGAUCCAAUGCCGAGUUUGUCAUCCACAACGGCUUCUUCUUCCAAGACAACGCCCACGACCGAGUGAAGAUCAAGCUAGGUGUUAGUAAGAGCGAGCGCCUCUACGCAAUGAAGGCCGAAGUGCUGGCGCGAGCCGGCAUCCCAGCGUCCUGUAUCUUUGCUCUUCACUGUAAUGAACCCCCCAUUUCAGCCCAGCUCCUAGCCUUCCUCAGAGUCUUCUGCAUGACCGAGGAGGAACUGAAAGACUACCUGCUCGGAGAUCGUGCCAUCAAUAAGAUCUUCACCCUGGGCAACAGCGAGUUCCCUGUCAGCUGGGAGAAUGAGAUCAAGUUGUGGACUUUCCUAGAGACCCGAGCUGCUCUGCUGCUCAAGACCUACAAGACCACAUCAGAGGAGGACCGCUCCAUGCUUGAGAAACCUGAUCUAUCUCUCCAUUCUCGCGUGGCGAUCCAGCUCCGCCUGGCCGAAAAGCAGAUCCUGGAGAAGGCGUCGGCCAGUGGACGGGCUAAACGUCUGCACUUCCAGAAGAAGCUGGAAGAGGGCGCUCCGUUGCCUCUCUACGAGGAAAGCGAUAUCGCUUUGCUGGAGAAUACUGACACAGAUGCAAAGCUUCCUAUUAUCCUGCGCCAGCUGGAGGAGGUUGAAGAAGGCCAGGAGAUCCAGGUGGAGGAGCACAGUCACCUCCUGAAUGGGGAGAAGGCAAUGUAUGAGAUGGGUAUGGAGGCUAAUGGACAGGAGGAGGAUCAGGAGAAGGUCAGCAAAGAUGUUAAUUCAGCUUUGGACUUGAUUGGAAGUUCAACCCAGAAGGGCGAAAGGGAAGUGGCUAAUCUAAGUGCCAGUCGAACUGAAGAGAAUCCCAAAGAGAACGGUGAAUAAACAUAACCCACUUACUGCCACAGCCUAUGCUAUUUAUUAAUUUUUGUGUCUCUUAAAGGAAGAAAAUAUAGAAGCUGAAAAAAAAUUGAAUUCAAAGUCGCUGAACUUUUCCGACUGUAUGUUCAUCCAGUGUGGCUUUUCUUAGUUGUCCACUGCUGGACAAAAAUGCUGCCAGUGUGUCCCUCAGCCUUCUCUUCAGAACAGGAUUUGAUUCAAAUUUGCUUUUGUUUUAAGUUUGAAACGUAGGUUUACAUUGAAACAUUUUGAAGCCUACAGCAUUGGAAAAAAGCAAGAGGGGACACCACAAACUGGUUCAAAUUGUUAGGUGAAGAGAAAAAAAAACUAAUGGAGUGAGGUGAAAUGUUAUUUCCGCAAAGCCAAAAUCCCUCUAAUCUUUCGAAUUGGUUGGUUUAUUACUGCAGUUUGUCUCCAUAUAUGUCCAGUAUGUUUUGAGUUGACAAUCGUAUUCUCUAGUGUAUUUUGUGGUGUGCUACUGAGUUAAGACCACCACUGCCCUCUAUUCCCUGUUUCCCUGGUUAAACUAAUCUCAAGCUAAAUAAUUAAUAAAAAACAUAAUAUGCUCUCAUUAGCCUUUGAGAACGCUUGUUUUAAAUUGAUGGUAACUGUUGUGGUUCAGUAUGACAGGCCAAAAUGGAAAAUAGUUUUUGCUUUCUCAAUGAAACCUUUUUUAUUUUUACCAUCAAAAUGUGCAUUUUCUAUCAUUACAUAGUUGCAGCCCUCAUUAAGGAACAUGUUUUAUUUUGUGUUUAAAAAGUAUCUAUGAAUGUACUCAGUUUACAUUGCAGUUAAUAUACACAUAUAUGUCGCUAAAAGGGAGUGAUUAGUGACCCGGUGAUCACUGUUAUUGCCCCUGAGAAAGCCAUAUACAACAUUGAGGACUUAGUGAGACAUGAUGAUGAUGACGACUUUGUCCUGUUGGAAACAUUUUGUUCGACUGCCUUAAAAUUAGGCAAUUUCAAGAUGACACUAUUUGUAUGAAAAACACGGAAGCAGUUUGUAUUAACUGUAGGGGUGGCCCCAACAACUCUGAAUGUAUACUGAUACAAAUAACUGAUACUGACUGAAUCCCUGACAGUCAAUGCAGCGUAGGGGAAAAUGUGCAAUUUUGGCCAGUUAGAACAUUUUACCUUAUUGCGUACUUCCUGUUUUAACCACUGUCUCACCUCAAUUUCUCACCCAUUGUGUAUAGUUAUGGGUGAGACGAUGAGGUGGAGGAGGGACUUUGUGCUUCAACUGUACUACAGUAAUUUAGGGUCACAACUUUGUUUAUAGGGCUGCUGUGUGUGGCUCACUUUUAUGUAAACGAUAAUGAUGAUUGAUAAAGUUUGACAAAAUAAUAAAGUCAGUGUCCAAC